UGCAUCAGUGCUGCAACAGGGAGUCACAAUAAUUGUGGAUGCACAAAAAAGUACAACGCGUAUUACCCGCAGCCAUGCGCGCAUUAUUUACGCACUUUUCGUUGAUAUCACAGUCAAUUUGUAUCUAGUCAGCGCAGAAUGUUUCUGGGAGAAACAUGUGGAAACAUGUACCAAAUCACACACCAAGGGUGAACCCAUUGCGCUGUCAAAGUCACGUCUGUCAAAAUAUUUCGAUAUGAGUAAUUUGCCUGAAGAACUUGGCGGUACAUUGCAAUUUAAUUACGAUUUAUGGUUACAACAGCGAAAGUCUAUUGAUGAAUUUAAGAAAGCUUAUCAACAAACCAUUAGCGCAAUGGAAGCAUUACAUGUGCUACUUUUAAGUAAUAAGUCAUUGAGGCCAACGGAAGCAGAUAUUGAGCUCAAGAAGUGUACACAAAUGCACGCAACAGUACAAAGGAGUAUUGAGGAAGCAGUAGAGUUAGGUAAUCGUAUCUUAAUGCGUCUCACCGAAGCAUAUGCACAGCCACCACCCAAGCUGGAACAAAUGCCAGCAACAAAUAGUAAUCACAAUAAUAGUGAAACAAUAGUGAAAUCACCUGCAUUGGCCUUAACACUGACCGCUGCAUCUUCUUCUUCGCCAACGAGUACCGGCAGCAGCAAUGGCACUGGCACUACAAUACCCCAGAAACAAGCCUUACCGUCAGAUCUGAACUGUGAACGCACACGCAUCGAACUACGAAUCAAUGAAAUUGAAAAGAAACAAACUGAGAUACGUACAGCGUGGCUGGAACUUUUGCAGUGCAUACGAGAAGCACGUGAGUUGGCUGCAUUAGAGGAGGGUGUGUCAUUUGUUACAAAUUGGAUACUUAAUACGGCAGAACAAAUGCUAAAUCGACAGCAAACGAUUGGUUGUGAUGUACGUGCCUGCGAAGCAUUACGUUCAGCACAUGAUGCACUUGAAUUGGAAUGUCGUGAAACCUAUGGUUUCUAUGCGGAGUUACUUUAUAAGAUUAAUAUAUAUGGAGGCUCAAAAGAUAAUUUCACCUACAAAGAUCUAAUGUCACAGAAGGACUUUAUGAAUUUUGUUUGUCGUUCCUUUGCAACGCGUUUGGAGCGCAGACGUAAUGUACUGAUCACGUCAUUGCGGUUUUUU
This is a messenger RNA of Teleopsis dalmanni, 1153 nucleotides long. Its product is annotated as SEC14 domain and spectrin repeat-containing protein 1-like. The transcript is spliced from 4 exons. The annotation marks the transcript as partial. NCBI's taxonomy places the organism in Eukaryota, Metazoa, Arthropoda, Insecta, Diptera, Diopsidae. The record is from RefSeq and is a predicted model, not a curated record.